UACAGGAUGCUGUGUUCUUGGCUCCUUUGUGAAUGUCUGUUGCUAGUAGCUGGUUAUGCUCAUGAUGAUGACUGGAUUGACCCCACAGACAUGCUUAACUAUGACGCUGCUUCAGGAACAAUGAGAAAAUCGCAGGCAAAAUAUGGUAUUUCAGGGGAAAAGGAUGUCAGUCCUGACUUGUCAUAUGCUGAUGAAAUAUCAGAAUGUUAUCACAAACUUGAUUCUUUAACUUAUAAGAUUGAUGAGUGCGAAAAGAAAAAGAGGGAAGACUAUGAAAGUCAAAGCAAUCCUGUUUUUAGGAGAUACUUAAAUAAGAUUUUAAUUGAAGCUGGAAAGCUUGGACUUCCUGAUGAAAACAAAGGCGAUGUGCAUUAUGAUGCCGAGAUUAUCCUUAAAAGAGAAACGUUGUUAGAAAUACAGAAGUUUCUCAGUGGAGAAGACUGGAAACCAGGUGCCUUGGAUGAUGCACUAAGUGAUAUUUUAAUUAAUUUUAAGUUGCAUGAUUUUGAAACAUGGAAGUGGCGAUUUGAAGAUUCCUUUGGAGUGGAUCCAUAUAAUGUGUUAAUGGUACUUCUUUGUCUGCUCUGCAUCGUGGUUUUAGUGGCUACCGAGCUGUGGACAUAUGUACGCUGGUACACUCAGUUGAGACGUGUUUUAAUCAUCAGCUUUCUGUUCAGUCUGGGAUGGAAUUGGAUGUAUUUAUAUAAGCUAGCUUUUGCACAGCAUCAGGCUGAAGUCGCCAAGAUGGAGCCAUUAAACAAUGUGUGUGCCGAGAAGAUGGACUGGACUGGAAGUAUCUGGGAAUGGUUUAGAAGUUCAUGGACCUAUAAGGAUGACCCAUGCCAAAAAUACUAUGAGCUCUUACUAGUCAACCCUAUUUGGUUGGUCCCACCAACAAAGGCACUUGCAGUUACGUUCACCACAUUUGUAACGGAGCCAUUGAAGCACAUUGGAAAAGGAACUGGGGAAUUCAUUAAAGCACUCAUGAAGGAAAUUCCAGCGCUGCUUCAUCUUCCAGUGCUGAUAAUUAUGGCAUUAGCCAUCCUGAGUUUCUGCUAUGGUGCUGGCAAAUCAGUUCAUGUGCUGAGACAUGUAGGCGGUCCUGAGAGAGAACCUCCCCAGGCACUUCGGCCACGGGAUAGAAGACGGCAGGAGGAAAUUGAUUACAGACCUGAUGGUGGGGCAGGUGAUGCAGAGUUCUAUUAUAGGGGCCACACUGGCCCCAUUGAGCAAGGCCCUUAUGCUAAAACAUAUGAGGGUAGAAGAGAGAUUUUGAGAGAGAGAGAUGUUGACUUGAGAUUUCAGACUGGCAACAAGAGCCCUGAAGUGCUCCGGGCAUUUGAUGUACCAGACGCAGAGGCACGAGAGCAUCCCACGGUGGUACCCGGUCAGAAAUCACCUGUUUUGGAUACAAAGCCCAAGGAGAUAGGUGGAAUCCUGGGGGAAGGCACACUGAAAGAAAGCAGUACUGAAAGCAGCCAGUCUGCCAAGCCUGUCUCUGGCCAAGACACAUCGGGGAAUACAGAAGGUUCACCUGCAGUGGAAAAGGCCCAGCUCAAGUCUGAAGCCGUGGGCAGCCCGGACCAAGGCAGCACAUACAGCCCCACAAGUGGUGUGGCUGGACCACGUGGACAGGAUCCGGUCAGCAGCCCCUGUGGCUAGAGGAACACCAGCACAAACGACAGCCUCAAGUCUCCUUCGAGCUCUGUAAAGUAACCUAACAAGCUGCCAAAGAACACAUCCCAAGUAAUCACAGAUGAUGAAGCACCUUUACAGGACACCUCCACCCUCAAACAUGCGCGUGUCCAGAGAAGUAGUAAUGCCUUAAUAGACUACUGAAGGUUAACUAUUUACAUUAUUCUAAAAAUAUUUUAAGCUGUAUUACAGUGCUAUAAAUUCUCCUUUUAAGGAAAAAAUUAAUAGAUUGUUUCCUUACCGUGUUCUGAAAGGAAAAAAAAAUACAUCUAUAGUAACUA
This is a messenger RNA of Mandrillus leucophaeus (drill), 1976 nucleotides long. It is a transcript of the gene CLCC1, whose product is annotated as chloride channel CLIC-like 1. The transcript has 11 exons. Gene Ontology annotation, molecular function: chloride channel activity. The record is from RefSeq and is a predicted model, not a curated record. Bases 7 to 1662 code for a protein of 551 amino acids. Lineage: Eukaryota; Metazoa; Chordata; Mammalia; Primates; Cercopithecidae. Gene Ontology annotation, cellular component: membrane; endoplasmic reticulum.